AUGCCAGAGUAUGAGACCUUCGAUCUUGGUGACUUCACGUUGCAGAGCGGUGCCGUUCUGCCAGGAGCAUGGAUAGCCUACAAGACGUAUGGAGAACCUGGAUCUCCAGCGGUCAUGUAUCCCACUUGGUAUUCGGGGUUGAUUUCUGAUAAUGAAUGGCUCAUGGGCGAAGACAAGGCGUUGAAUCCCAAGAAGUACUUUAUCAUCAUCGCGGCACUGUUUGGAAACGGCCAGUCGAUCUCUCCUUCGAAUUCAAAGAUAUCGCCCUUCCCGGACGUCACCUUCUACGACAACGUCAAAGCCCAACAUCAGCUGUUGACCCAGAAAUUGGGCGUCCACCACCUUCGCUGCGUGACUGGCUGGUCAAUGGGCGCCGGUCAAACUUUCCAAUGGGCCACGCAAUAUCCCGACUUCAUGGACAUCUGCGUGCCUUUCUGUGGCUCUGCAAAGACAUCGAUCCACAACCAGGUCAUGCUCGAAGGCGUCAAGUCGGCCCUGUUAGCAGCCAAGGGAGCUUCGUCGGCAGGUAGCCCGUUCGGCAGGAUUGAAACAAAGGGGUCCGAAGUCCGUACCUGGAGCGAGGAGGAAAAGAAGGUGGCUCUGAAGGCUUUUGGCCGUGUCUACGCUGGAUGGGGUUUCAGCCAGGCAUUCUAUCGACACAAGGUGUAUGAGAAGGCCUAUGGCUCCAAAGAUCUUGAAGAUUUCAUGGUCAAUUUCUGGGAGGCCUGGGGCCUCAGCAAAGAUCCCGAGAAUCUACUUGUCAUGUUGCAUACGUGGCAAGCAGGCGACGUGAGCCUACAAGAGCCAUACAAUGGCAACUUUGAGAAGGCCAUGGCCAGUAUCAAAGCAAAGACUUUGGUGCUUCCCAGCAAAACCGACUUAUAUUUCCCACCAGAAGACUCUGAAUAUGAGGUCCAGAACAUGACUCCUGGAGCAGGCACCCUCGAUGUCUUUCCGUCCAUCUGGGGCCAUUGGGCCGGAGGUCCUCCUGGGAAUAUGGAGGACGCAAAGUGGUUGGAUGAGAGAUUGGCAAAGCUGCUCGCAGAGGCGCCUAAGCUGGGUUAA
Molecule: messenger RNA, 1065 nt
Organism: Capronia coronata CBS 617.96
Lineage: Eukaryota; Fungi; Ascomycota; Eurotiomycetes; Chaetothyriales; Herpotrichiellaceae
Product: homoserine O-acetyltransferase
Exons: 2
Coding region: 1-1065 (354 amino acids)
Biological process (GO): biosynthetic process
Molecular function (GO): acyltransferase activity, transferring groups other than amino-acyl groups
Source: RefSeq, a predicted model, not a curated record